AUGGCGACCCCAUCGGUGAGCUUGAGGUUUUUGCCUCGUCCUCUGCGAAGAGCUUUGCUUGAUUUUCAAAAAGAUGGUGUCCGGUUUGGUAUUAGAAAACAAGGAAGAUGUUUGAUAGGAGACGAGAUGGGACUUGGCAAAACCCUUCAAGCAAUCAGCAUUGCAUAUUAUUACAAAGAUACCUGGCCACUGUUGAUUGUGGUGCCAUCCUCUGUCAAGUUCUCCUGGAUUGACGAGAUCGAAAAAUGGCUGCCUGAAGUUGAACCACAUGAUUUGAAUCUUAUCAGAUCAGGCUGCGAUGUAAGUAACCUUGGGAAGGCCGUGAUUCAUAUUGUAGGUUAUGGUCUGCUGAGCUUAGCAACCUCCAAAUUGUUACUUGAAGCUCUGGAAAACCACAAGUUAAAUAUUGUCAUAUUAGAUGAAUCACAUUACUUAAAGAACAGAAAAUCAGCACGUACAAAACAUCUGCUUCAAAUCUGCAAGAAAGCCAAGCAUGCCAUUCUGUUGAGUGGAACACCAUCACUUGCUAGACCAAGGGAGCUCUUUCCUCAGCUGGACAUUAUCUGUCCAGGUAGGUUUGGUUCUUUCAGUCGUUUUGUUCAGAGGUACUGCAAUGCUCGCGAUGUAUUUUUCAGAGGAAAGAGGAGCUUUGACACAAGUGGUGCUUCAAAUCUUGAUGAGUUGUAUCAUCUCCUGAAAACUCAUGUCAUGAUAAGAAGGCUUAAGAAAGAGGUUUUGACUCAGUUACCACCAAAGAGAAGACAAAAAGUUUAUUUUGACAUCUCAGAGUCCAACAGUAAAUACAAUGCAGAAUUGAAGCAGAUCAUGAAAGACUUCAGGAAAUGUUCUGCUAUUAUUAAUGGGGCAGUUGCAGAUGACCUGUCAAUUAAGUCACCUCUGACAGAAAUCAGACGCCUAUCAACACUUGUAUAUCACUAUACUGGGCUUGUCAAGAUUGGUCCAGUUCUGAAGUACGUUGAGGACUUGGCCCAGGGAAUGGACGGCAAAUUCAUUGUGUUCUUCCGUCAUCGUCUUGUACGUCAAGCCAUCGAGGCAAAGUUGGUGACCUUGAAACUCAAAUACAUUUGCAUUGCGGGUGAUGUACCUUCCGCAAUCAGAGGGGAGUUGGUUAACUCAUUUCAAACUGAUCCACAAGUACGCGUUGCUGCCCUUUCCAUUGAAGCAGCGUCUUUUGGACUCACUCUCACUGCAGCCCAUCAUGUAGUGUUCGCGGAGCUUCAUCACACUCCAGGUGUUAUUAUACAGGCUGAAGACAGAGCACAUAGGAUAGGGCAGACACUACCGGUUAACAUUCAUUACUUGAUUGCCAAAGGGACUGUGGAUGAGACGCUAUGGUCCCUUAUUAGACGCAAGGUCUACGUUACUACCACCACAUUGGAUGGGAAAUGUAAAGAUCUUGAGACAGAGAAUGCAGAUGAAGAUCUAGGUCGGAAAUUGUCAGCAUGUGCUGCCUGGAUCCAAGACCAGGAAGAAGGUGCUGAGGACCUGGAGGAUUUCGUAAAUGAGCAACUUUCAGCAAAAGCGACUGGUAAGGAUCAAGGGCAAAGAGAUCUUCGUUCUUUUUUUGUUGCAACACCAGUUUCUUCAAAGUCGAACUCCUUUGAAAACAGUGCAAGUAGUCACAAUACGACGGUCCAGAGAAACAAAAGUGCAAAAAUGGGUGCGGCCAGGAAAACUUCAGAUGAUCCGAUACAUGUGCUUGAGAGUGAAGAGGAGGAUUUAUCGACUUUGGAUGAUCUGAAGGAUGAUGCCCUUAUUUGGGAAGCACCCGAUAUCGUGCAAAUCUCUGAGAAAACGCCACUCAAGAAAAACAGUAAACCUUUCAGACAAAGUCUAGAAAACCGCGAAAAUCUUAAAACUGACCCUACACCUCACGAAGAAGCACUAGAGGAGGAGGACUGUCCACUUAAGCCAAAAACAGUAAAAUUGAGGAAAAUGAAAAAUGGCAAGCUAUUGUUUGCGGAGGGCAAAACCACGACAAGACAAAGUCAACAAGAAGCCAACUGCAAAAGUCUUAUAGAAUUUGUUGGAAGCGAUCCUGAAACGGAAUCACAGACGUUACGAGGCUAUCUUGAUAAUGGAGAUGGACCUGAAAUUUUAAACGUAGAAGAUCAAUGCAAUUUUAUAGGGAAGAGCGAUUUCUUGGGUGGAAGUUCGAAGCCGAAAGACCGGGAAUUUUUAACGUAUUUACAAGAGGCUGAUAUAGAGUGUGUAGAAGUGGUCUGUAAAAGGACAUCGAGAUUGCUAGAGGACGAUCAAGAUAGCUUUAAUGAUUGUACUACGGAAAGAAUGGAACAAAAAAUAGGAAGUGCAGUUAACGAUUCACGAUAUCCGUCUUGUCAAGAUUUCGAGGGAGGAUCUUUUUCAAAAGAUAUCGGUGGGAUUGAAAUGUCAGACUCACCCAGAAGAACAUCAGAGAUAAUCGAUAAAAUUGGAGAGUUACAAAGUAAGCAAGGAACAGAAUCGUGCACAAAGUCCUGUGGUCUUUCUUUUGAUGACGCUGGCAAUAAAAGUGACAAAGAUUCUGCUAACAUAGGAACAAAGAUGCCUUCAUGCUGUCAUCAAGGAAGGAAAAGUGACCAAAACGUUUCCUCCCAUUUCAACAUUGUUUCUCUAGACGAUAACGGGACUGUAGAUGAAUAUGUUUUAUGUGAGAGGAGUAACAGUCGAGGAUAUGGAACGAAAGCGAACCAACCCUUAAAAGAGAGUACUAGAAGUACUAGAGACAAAGUUUUCAAUCCUCCAAAGUAUUCAUCACAAGUUCUUGAAAAUAGGGAAUGUUUGCCGGUUAAAGAGGAUGGAAAUACUAACGUCACUGCAGUGCCUUAUGAUGACAAUUCAACAGAUGAUUUCCAAGAUGACAGCUUUAAAAAUACUCAGGUCGCCCCUGUACCGGUCACACAGAAGCCCAGUAAAAAGCGGAAUGCUGCUAACAAACCGAAACAGAAGACAGAAAAUCGAGAGGCAAAGAGAGGUAACGGGUGGAAGCAACCACCUACCGAUUGGCAUUGUAGUGCUUGCACUUUUAUAAAUGAUGGGCAGCUUUUGGAAUGUUCCAUCUGCUUCACACCUCGUGCAAAAAUUGACGAGGCCACGAGCACUGUCGACGAUAAUCCUCUGAGCAUCAAAAGUAUCAGUGGACAAGGUCGCGAUAACGUAUAUAUUUCAGAUAAAAUGGACCUAUAUGGAACGGGUGUAGACUGUAUGGAUACCAGUUCUACUUGUGUGAAUUCUGGCAAGAUCAGUGGAAUCGUGAAACAUGAGUCAUCACUAAUUUCCUUUGGCUCUGCCCAAAUGACGUCUCCUAUAAGCACUGGGCAAACUGUAGAACCACAUGCUACAGGAAAGGCUAUUGUCCAUAACUUGUCGAGUGAGUCGAUGAUAACACCACCGUGUGAUUCAAAGAGUGAUAUUAAAUCUACUAUUCGUAAAGCUAAAUCAACUGAUAAUGAUAGUGUGUAUAGUCAAGUUGCUGAGUCCGGCUUGCCUCCUUGGUCGUGCGCGGCUUGCACCUUCUUGAACUUGUCAGAAAUGAUUGAAUGUUCAAUGUGUCUGACUCCAAAACGGCGAAGCCGGAGGGUGAGUGCAAAAAAGAGUCUACUCACAGUGGAAACAGAGAAGGAGGCCAGUGCGAGCAAGACCACUUCGAGCGACAGGCGACGCUGGAAGAGGGCUAAGAAUGCAGAAGACCAUAAUCCACGAGAAAUGGAUGAAGGCUUGACAGCAGAACCAUUGGGACUAUCUCGUGAAACACAAAGUAGUAGUCACACGCAGUAUGGCCAUAAAGUCUUGAGAGAAGAGAUUUCUGAAGAGGUCAAGUCGAACCCUCGAAAGCGACUUAGACUUGAUGAGGUCGAAGGAGAAAAUGGUAUCUGUGAUGUUUCAUACGAUUCAGACGUUUUGUGCAGUGACACCACCAUUAAGUGUUCCUAUGCAUUGUCCUCCUCUGCAGCUCCAUACGAGCUGAUGGCCGCCACACCGCCUGAUGGUAAAGGCAUAGAUGUAGCUAGUCAAGUCGAUUCUGUUCUUUCCUCAGAUCAAGAGGAACUACAACUUAGAACCGACCACGGCGCAAGGUGCUGCAAGAUUGGCAAUAAUGAUUUGGAAAUGGACUGUGAACAACUUGACGUUUCAGAUCAUUUGGUAACUGAACAGUGCAGUGGAGUUUCUUCGACGGUAUCCUCCGAAGGGAAUGUUCGUGGCCAUUUGCCAUCCUCCAAAAAUUCGGAAAUUGACGAAGUUAUGGAGGACCUGGAAGAGCUGAAAGCUGCAGCUGAAAAAUUUUUUAGUUCAGAAUGGGAAGACGACGAGCGGUGGUGGGAAGAAGAGAGUUCUUUUGAAAUAAGCUCUUCCGCUUCUAGUAGUGAAACAGCCUCAAGUAGUCCGACAGUUACAAGCCCAGGAUUUACAAAGUGCUCCGAUUUUUGUUCUGUCACGGAGCUUAAGAAGAAGCUAGAGACAGAUGCUAAGCCCAAGGCUGCGCAAAAACCUCAAUAUGCUAAAGGUAACCCUGAAAAUACUGAAGCUGCGCCAUUAGCAAAUGAAUAUAAUUCAAGGCCUGAGUUGGAUCCAGUAAUAGAAGAGGAGGAAGAAGAUGAAAAAGACGCUCCCCCUGAGGCGAUGAAGUUGAAAUUCUGUUUAAGCCUUUACACAGAACGGUUAUAUUUGUACACUCAGGAUGAUCUUCCACUUGGAAUUAAUUUCUGCAUGUCUGAUGUUAAGAACUGCAACAUGGACGAUUUACCCGCCAUUCUUCAUCAUGAUGAAAAUUUAAGGCAGGUUGAAAGAUUCCUUGAAAAAUGGAGAAGGAUGGGAGAGGGGAAGAAGCGAAUACUCCGAAAAUCAGGACUUGUGUUUGAUGAUCCUCUGGAAGCUUAUGAGUGUGCAAGAAAGGGUUUGUCAAGGGCAUGCAGCUAUGUUCGACACCCUUCAAAGGAAACUCAGAUUCUGGCUGCCCAUAAUACCGCGGAAGAAGUAGGAGGAAAAGUUCGGGUAGUUAAGAAACCCAAAAUUGUACAAAACAAAAUAGAGAGGAAAACUGAUCACGCCAAGAGUAUAGCAGGUGGUGCAGAAGAAGGAGAGAGCGUGGAACUUAACAGCAACACGCAAAUGUGUGCCUCAAACACAAUCUGCGAGGAUAAGAUCUAUCACCAGGCUGUGACGACUGAUGGGGUACCACUAUGCUUGUUCUGUAAGGGCCCUGUGGAGUUCGCAAAGAGAGUGCGGUGCUCAGAUUGGGAUGCAAGAUUUUGUUCGCACGACUGCAAACAGGAAUAUCAGGUUCGUGUUAGCGGUACGGCGGCAAGGAGAGCUUUGUUUGAAGCAGAACGAGGAAUUUGUCAGCUGUGUUCAAUGGACGCCCAUAACUUGUACCAAAAUGUCGUCGCGUUACCUGUCAGAGAUCGGCCGGCAUUCUUGGCUCAGACUCAUUACUCGACUUUGCCAAAUCAAAAGUUGAUGAAAAUGAUAAUGGAGCCAAAGGAGGGAAUGUUCUGGGAAGCGGACCACAUCACACCUGUGUCAGAGGGAGGCGGGGAAUGUGGAUUAGAUAAUCUGAGGACCUUGUGCGUUAUAUGCCACAGGAAGGCCACUAGCGAAUUAAACAAAAGACUGAAACAACGAAGGAUACUAGAGCAGGUUGCUGGAUGUGCUGAUAUUUCGACGUUCUUUCGUCCACUUAACUGAGAGGGAUAUCAUAUAAUUGUAAGUCAGAUGGCAAAGUGUUAGAGAGAUGAAUGGCCAGGGUAUGUCUUACGUAAUGAACAGGGCUUAUAGUAUUACAUUUGUUCUUUGUUUUGACCUUUAAAUAACUGUUUUCCUUGUUAUAAUUAUUAUUUUUCCUUAUGUCUAGGAAACUAGGUAUGUCUUUUUUAUGUUUUUCGGUGUUUGAGUCUGAAUUGAGAUUCAACAAAAUAAGUUUUGUUACAACUUAUGUAAUUUGCGUUGCGUUACGUUUUAGUCCAAAUUUCAUGCUUUUAAAUGAGGGUAAAUAACCACAAGAUAAUCAAUGAAAAAUACAUUUUCGUUGAGACUCAACAAAAUAAGUUUUUUACAACUUAUGUAAUUUGCGUCGCGUUACGUUUUGGUCCAAAUUUCAUUCUUUUAAAUAAGGGUAAAUAACCACAAGAUAAUCAAUGAAAAAUACAUUUUCGUUGAGACUCAACAAAAUAAGUUUUUUACAACUUAUGUAAUUUGCGUUGCGUUACGUUUUAGUCCAAAUUUCAUGCUUUUAAAUAAGGGUGAAUAACCACAAGAUAAUCAAUGAAAAAUACAUUUUCGUCUUUUUUUGAAAGGUUUGUUAUCAUUUUUAGCUCGGAAUAGGAAAAUUAUUAUUUUUAUUAAUCUAUUAAAGAAAACGGUUUCCACAAGUUACAAAAUUACAAAAAUUAACAGAAAUUAAAGUGGCUGUGAUAACCACAAAAUAAUCAGUGUCUUAAACAUUGUUCAUGUUUUGUAUCAUUUAAAUUUUUGUCAUCAUUUUUGGCACGAAAUUGUAAAGUGAUAUAUUUUUAUUUAAUUACUAAAAAAAACGGUUUUCACGAAGUAAUAUUGAAUAAUGUUUUUACAAAAUUCACAUAAAUUAAAGUUGCUGUUAUAACCACAAAAUUAUCAGUUUCUAAAACAAUUUUCUUGUUUUUAGCACGAAAUUGAAAAGUGAUAUAUAUUUUAUUUAAUUAUUACAGAAAACGGUUUUCACGAAAUAAU
Molecule: messenger RNA, 6726 nt
Organism: Pocillopora damicornis (cauliflower coral)
Lineage: Eukaryota; Metazoa; Cnidaria; Anthozoa; Scleractinia; Pocilloporidae
Biological process (GO): replication fork processing; DNA repair
Cellular component (GO): nuclear replication fork
Molecular function (GO): zinc ion binding; nucleic acid binding; ATP binding
Source: RefSeq, a predicted model, not a curated record